Molecule: messenger RNA, 1995 nt
Organism: Mytilus californianus (California mussel)
Lineage: Eukaryota; Metazoa; Mollusca; Bivalvia; Mytilida; Mytilidae
Product: conserved oligomeric Golgi complex subunit 6-like
Exons: 18
Coding region: 16-1935 (639 amino acids)
Biological process (GO): intra-Golgi vesicle-mediated transport
Cellular component (GO): COG complex
Source: RefSeq, a predicted model, not a curated record
AACACAGAAAACAACAUGGCGGACAAAGAGCUAACCGAUUCUACUUCUUCCACGUCACAUGCCUCAAAUCCUCUUACUAGAAAAUUAAAUAAAAUUCUAGAGACACGUUUAGACAAUGACAAGGACAUGCUGGAAGCCUUAAAGGCAUUGUCAACAUUUUUUAAUGAAAAUAGUUUGAGAUCAAGACGAAAUUUAAGAAGUGACAUUGAAAGAAGAAGUCUAGCUAUCAAUGAAGAUUUUAUAACAACAUUCCAGGCAGUGAAGGAGAAACUGGACAGUGUGUAUGCUGAAGUGGAAGGCAUGAAUACCUGCUGUCAAGAUAUGACUUCAAGACUUAAGGCUGCCAAAGAACAGACACAUGAUCUUAUAAACCAGACUACUAACUUACAUGCAGAAAGUCAAACACUUCAUAUGAAGGCUCAAGUUGCUGAUGCUUUUCUUGCCAAGUUUCAAUUAAAACCAGAAGAAGUAAAAGCACUAAGAGGAACAAGAGAUGGAUCUAUUCACCUGGAUUUUUUCCAAGCUCUUGAGAAAGUGAAGAAGAUACAUAAUGAUUGCAAGGUUUUAUUAAGAACCAAUCAACAGACAGCAGGAUUAGAAAUAAUGGAAACUAUGGCUUUACACCAAGAAUCAGCUUAUGAAAGACUUUAUAGAUGGACCCAAAAUGACUGCAGGACAUUGACAGGGGAUUCCCCUGAUGUAUCCUCUAUGUUAUGCCAAGCCAUGGAAUCACUGCAAGACAGACCAGUUCUGUACAGGUACACACUUGAUGAAUUUGGUACUGCCAGGAGAACAGCUGUGGUACGAGGGCUAAUUGAUGCUCUGACUAGGGGAGGACCAGGUGGUACCCCAAGACCAAUAGAGCUGCAUUCCCAUGAUCCUCUGAGAUAUGUAGGAGAUAUGUUGGCAUGGUUACAUCAGGCUACUGCAUCAGAGAAAGAACAUCUUCAGUCAUUGCUGAAAAAAUGUUCAACUACAGAUGAACAGACCCAGGAAGUCCUUGGCCAUAUCACAGAAGGUGUUUGUAGACCAUUCAAGGUCAGAGUGGAGCAAGUGUUGGUAUCAGAACAAGAUGCUGUUACUCUAUACAAACUACACAAUCUACUCAAGUUUUACCAUGAUACAAUUGGGCAAAUAAUUAACCAGGAAGCAGCCUUGUUAUCCACUAUAACAGAAAUACAGGAUCUCAGCCACAGAAUGUUCUUCAACAGUCUGAAUUGUCAUGGUAACAAGUUGUUGGACAAAGUAGAGCUACCACCAUCCGAUUUAGGACCUACGGCUUCACUGAACCAAACCUUACAGUUAUUGAAAGACAUUUUGGCAUGUCAUGAUGCCUCAGUCAUAGAUUAUGACAAUAAAAAACAAGAUUUUAAACAGAUUUUAAACAGUAUAGUUGACCCAUUAGUACAGAUGUGUUCUGUGUCAGCAAGUAGAUUGAAUACGUCUGAUAUGGCCACCUAUAUGAUAAACUGUAUUUAUUUGAUCCAGAAUACACUUGCUUUGUAUGAGUUUACAGAUACACGACUUGAAAUGUUACAGGCUCAGGUUGAUGCCCAGGUGGAUACCCUAGUCAGUGAGCAGGCCUCAUUUAUAUUAAACAGAGUAGGGUUAGCACAUGUGUAUGCUAAUGUCCAGCAACAUCAACCAAAACAGGGACCUUUAUCAAAUCUCCCAGGGAUGGAUCCAUUAGCAACAAAGUCAGCAAUGAAUAAAUUUGACAGCUAUUUAGCGAGUCCUGAUUCUCUAGGGAUUCCUCAGUGCGGUUUGAUAUUGAGUGCUAGAGUCAGAGAAAACGUAAAAAGACAAUCUGUUGAUUUAAUAUGUGGUGCCUAUAAACAAAUGUAUGAAGCUGUUUGUAAACCAGACAAUGAAUAUAAAGAACCCCAAGGCAUUGUACCAAGGACACCUGAACAAGUUGUUAAACUAUUAUCAUGAUUAUUGUACAAAUUAUAUUCUUAUUUAUUUAUGAAUCAAAUAUAUAUUAAAGAGGGCUUA